AUGGAGCUGCCUCUCACCCCUCACCUGUUCUUGUCCCUGAUGGUCCUGACAGGUCUCUGCUCCCCCUUCAACCUGGAUGUGCAUCACCCACGUCUAUUCCCAGGGCCACCUGAGGCUGAAUUUGGAUACAGAGUCUUACAACAUGUUGGGGGUGGACAGCGAUGGAUGCUGGUGGGUGCCCCCUGGGAUGGGCCUUCAGGUGACCGAAGGGGAGACAUUUACCGCUGCCCCGUAGGGAGCUCCCACAAUGCCUCAUGUGCCAAGGGCCACUUGGGUGACUACCCACUGGGAAAUUCAUCUCGUCCUGCUGUGAACAUGCACUUGGGGAUGUCUCUACUGGAGACAGAUGGUGAUGGGGGGUUCAUGGCCUGUGCCCCUCUCUGGUCUCGUGCUUGCGGUUCCUCUGUCUUCAGUUCUGGAAUAUGUGCCCAUGUAGAUGCUUCAUUCCGGCCCCGGGCAAGCCUGGCACCCACUGCACAGCGCUGCCCCACAUACAUGGAUGUUGUCAUCGUCUUGGAUGGCUCCAACAGCAUCUACCCCUGGUCUGAAGUUCAGACUUUCCUACGAAGACUGGUGGGAAGACUGUUCAUUGACCCAGAGCAGAUACAGGUGGGGCUGGUACAGUAUGGUGAGAGCCCUGUACACGAGUGGUCCCUGGGAGAUUUCCGAACCAAGGAAGAAGUGGUGAGAGCAGCAAGGAACCUGAGUCGGCGGGAGGGACGAGAAACAAAGACUGCCCAAGCAAUAAUGGUGGCCUGCACAGAAGGAUUCAGUCAGUCCCGUGGGGGCCGCCCAGAGGCUGCCAGGCUGCUGGUGGUUGUCACCGAUGGAGAAUCACAUGACGGAGAGGAGCUUCCCGCAGCACUGAAGGCCUGUGAGGCUGGACGAGUGACCCGCUACGGCAUUGCCGUCCUCGGCCACUACCUCCGGCGGCAGCGAGACCCCAGCUCUUUCGUGCGGGAAAUCAGAGCUAUCGCCAGCGACCCAGACGAGAGAUUCUUUUUCAAUGUCACCGAUGAAGCCGCGCUGACGGACAUUGUGGACGCGCUGGGAGACCGGAUUUUUGGCCUUGAGGGGUCCCAUGGAGAAAACGAAAGCUCCUUUGGUCUGGAAAUGUCUCAGAUCGGUUUCUCUGCUCAUCGGCUGAAGGAUGGGAUUCUCUUUGGGAUGGUGGGGGCCUAUGACUGGGGGGGCUCCGUGUUAUUAUGGCUUAAAGAAGGUCACCACCUUUCCCCCCCACGGACGGCCCUGGAAGAUGAGUUCCCCCCUGCACUGCAGAACCAUGCGGCCUACCUGGGUUACUCUGUUUCCUCCAUGCUUUUGCGCGGUGGACAACGCCUGUUUCUCUCAGGGGCUCCUCGGUUUAGACAUCGAGGAAAGGUCAUCGCCUUCCAGCUUAAGAAAGAUGGGGCUGUGAGGGUCGCCCAGAGCCUCCAGGGGGAGCAGAUUGGCUCAUACUUUGGCAGUGAGCUCUGCCCAUUGGAUACAGAUGGCGAUGGAACAACUGAUGUCUUACUUGUGGCUGCCCCCAUGUUUCUGGGACCCCAGAACAAGGAGACAGGACGUGUGUAUGUGUACCUGGUGGGUCAGCAGUCCUUGCUCACACUCCAGGGAACACUUCAUCCGGAACCUCCCCAGGAUGCUCGGCUUGGGUUUGCCAUGGCUGCCCUUCCUGACCUGAACCAUGACGGCUUUGCCGACGUGGCGGUGGGGGCACCGCUGGAGGAUGGGCACCAUGGAGCGCUGUACCUCUACCACGGGACUCGGAGUGGAGUCAGGCCCCGCCCUGCCCAGCGGAUUGCUGCUAUCUCCAUGCCACAGGCCCUCAGCUACUUUGGCCGAAGUGUAGAUGGCCGGUUAGAUCUGGAUGGAGAUGACCUGGUGGAUGUGGCUGUGGGUGCCCAAGGGGCGGCCAUUCUGCUCAGCUCCCGGCCCAUUGUCCGCCUGGCCCCUUCCUUGGUUGUGAGCCCGCCGGCCAUCAGUGUGGUCCAGAGAGACUGCGUGAGGCGAGGCCAGGAGGCAGCCUGCCUCUCUGCGGUCCUUUGCUUCCGAGUGACCUCCCGCACGCCUGGCCGCUGGGAUCGCCGGCUCUACUUGCAGUUCACAGCAUCACUGGAUGAGUGGACGGCGGGAGCCCGGGCAGCUUUUGACGGCGCUGGCCAGAGGCUGGCCCCUCGGCGGCUCCGGCUCACUGUGGGGAAUGUCACUUGUGAGCAGCUGCACUUCCACGUGCUGGAUACAUCAGACUACCUCCGGCCGGUGGCCUUGACGGUGACCUUUGCUUUGGACAACACCACAAAGCCAGGCCCUGUGCUGGAUGAAGGCUCACUCACCUCUAUACGGAAGCUGGUGCCCUUCUCAAAGGACUGUGGCCAAGACAAUGAAUGUGUCACAGACCUGGUGCUCCGAGCGAAUAUGGACAUCAGAGGCUCCAGGAAGGACCCAUUCGUGGUUCAAGGUCGGCGGAAAGUGCUGGUGACAGCCACCCUGGAGAACAGGAAGGAGAAUGCCUACAACACCAGUCUGAGCCUCAGCUUCUCUAGAAACCUCCACCUGGCCAGUUUCACUCCUCAGAGGGACAGGUCGGUGAAGGUGGAGUGUGCCACGCCUUCCCCUCACGCCCGGCUCUGCAGUGUGGGACAUCCCGUCUUUCAGACUGGAGCCAAGGUGACCUUUCUGCUCGAGUUUGAGUUUAGCUGCUCCUCCCUCCUGAGCCAGGUCCUUGUGAGGCUGAGUGCCACCAGCAAUAGCCUGGAGAGAAAUGGGACCCUUCACGAUAACACAGCCCAGACCUCAGCCUACAUCCAGUAUGAACCUCACCUUCUCUUCUCUAGUGAGUCCACUAUGCACCGCUAUGAGGUUCAUCCAUACGGGACUCUCCCAGUGGGUCCUGGCCCUGAAUUUAAAACCACUCUUAGGGUUCAGAACCUUGGCUGCUAUGUGGUCAGUGGCCUCGUCAUCUCCGCUUUCCUUCCAGCCGUGGCCCAUGGGGGCAAUUACUUCCUGUCACUGUCUCAAGUCAUCACUCACAAUGCGAGCUGCGCGGUGCAGAAUCUGACUGAGCCCCCAGGGCCCCACGCGCACCCGGAGGAGCUUCGGCACACCGGCAGGCUGAAUGGGAGCAACACCCGGUGUCAGGUCGUGCGGUGUCGCCUUGGGCGGCUGGCUAAGGGGGCCGAGGCCUCUGUCGGACUGCUGAGACUGGUUCACAAUGAGUUCUUCCGGAGGGCCAAGUUCAAGUCUCUGACAGUGGUCAGCACCUUCGAGCUGGGAGCUGAGGAGGGCAGUGUGCUACAGCUGCCCGAAGCUUCCCGCCGGAGUGAGAGCCUCCUGGAGGUGAUCCAGACUCGCCCUGUGCUCAUCUCCCUGUGGGUCCUCAUUGGCAGCGUCCUGGGAGGGCUGCUGCUGCUGGCUUUCCUUGUCUUCUGCCUUUGGAAGCUUGGCUUCUUUGCCCGUAAGAAGACCCCCGAGGAAGAAAAAAGAGAAGAGAAACUGGAGCAAUGA
Molecule: messenger RNA, 3504 nt
Organism: Eptesicus fuscus (big brown bat)
Lineage: Eukaryota; Metazoa; Chordata; Mammalia; Chiroptera; Vespertilionidae
Gene: ITGA10
Product: integrin subunit alpha 10
Exons: 30
Coding region: 1-3504 (1167 amino acids)
Biological process (GO): cell-cell adhesion; cell-matrix adhesion; cell adhesion mediated by integrin
Cellular component (GO): integrin complex; external side of plasma membrane
Molecular function (GO): integrin binding
Source: RefSeq, a predicted model, not a curated record